Podarcis lilfordi (Lilford's wall lizard) is the source of this 38536-nucleotide messenger RNA. NCBI's taxonomy places the organism in Eukaryota, Metazoa, Chordata, Lepidosauria, Squamata, Lacertidae. The record is from the annotation of a GenBank genome assembly.
AUGCGGGAGGAGAAGGGCGUACGGCAUCUCGAGGAGGCCAUCCUGCGUCGCGGCGGUGGGGCGCACACGCGGAGCGGCCGGAGCGAGCGCGGAGACGACGACGACGACGGUGGUGCCGCGUUCCCGGCUGCCGCGCUUUCCCCUCCCCCGCCCCUUCCCCUCCUGCCGCCGCCGCCCCCCACCUCAGCCCGCUUUCCUCCCAGGACGUCGGGAGCCGCUUCGGGAAGCGCAGAGGCUUGUGGGGGGGCGGGCAGAGACAAAAUGGAGGCGAACGGCAGCAGCGGCAGCAGCAGCGACUCGGCGCCCGACUGCUGGGACCAGGCGGAUAUCGAGCCCGGCGCUGGCCCGGCCGGCUCCUCCGCCCCCGGCGCUGCCGCCGCCGACGUGCCCAGCCCGGCCCAGCUCGACGCCGCCUCGGCGGAGCAGCAGGAGGAGCUGCUGGGCGCGGCCUUCAGCCGGCACCUCAACGUCAACGCCAAGCCCUUCGUGCCCAAUGUCCACGCCGCCGAGUUCGUGCCGGCCUUCCUGAGGGGAGGCCCAGGCCCGGCCUCCUCGUCGUCGCCUUCCUCCUCCUCCUCCACGUCCUCCGCGCCCGCGCAGGGACUCCCGCCGCCGCCUUCGCCCCCGCCGGGCCUGCCGCCCCUGACGUCGCUGCCACACGGUAACCUCGCCGGGGAGGAAGGAAAAGGGGUUGGGGCGGAGGGGGGGGGUCGCUUCGGUUCUGGAGGCCUUGAACUUUGGGGCGUUUCAACAGGCCCUGUUGAGCCCCCAGGUAAGUCGUGCGUGGGAUUGCAACUAUGAAAAUACAGUCAUAGUGAUCAAAUAUAUAUAUUUUAAAAACAACAACCUGCGCUCAGAUCACGUGCAGUUCCUUAUUACAGCCAGCUGUAAGUAAGUGGUAUAUUUAUUCUCCCUCGCCGCCACCCCCCCUUCACCUGCUUAACUCAACAAUCCUGCGAGGUAGGCUUCAGAGAGGAUCAGCUAGCCCAAGGCCAACCAGAGAUCUUCAUUAGUGGGAGAUGUUUGCCUCCUCUCUCCUCCCAGCUGGAUGGUCUACCCUCCCUACUGCGUUGUGUGAGAUUUUUUUUAGGGAGAAUGUGACUUAGGCUGUUGGGUCAGGAGCCCAGAUUAGGGAGAAGGAAAGGAGCAAUCCCAGUAUGGUAUUUGAACUUUUUAGAAAUGGGGGCAGAGAGGUGGUCAUGUUCUUCGGGUGGUAGCAGAUGGGGAACGGGGAAUUGACUAUGAUCUGAGAAGGCAAGGCCAACGUGGGCCAACUUAGCAAUGUGCCCAUGAGGGGAACAGCAGGGAAGGUCUUAGUGUAUGUGUUUGAAAGAUAGUUGAAUGGGGUUGGGGUGACCCUUGGGGAACCUUGAACACCUGAGAGAUUGGGGUAGGGAGAGGUCCUGUGUUGUGGUUGUUUCUGGCAGUAGUGUGGAGCCAUGCCGACUGCACUGGGACAAGCAGAAAUGAGGAGUGACUCAGGGCAGCUCAGUGGCUGUGAUGCAAGGCAGGACGUCACUUGCCUACGUUGGCAGAGGAGGGGAAAAGUCUGUUUCCGGUUAUUAGAAGAGUUGCUAUGAAAGCCACUCGGAAAGACUUCCUUGAUGCCAUUAUGUUCCUAAACCACCUGUUAACAUGACGGGGUUUUAAUAUAUAAAAAAAGGCUGUUACCUUUCCCCCUUGCUCCUCCUCUAAGGAGGCUUUCUCCCACAGUAUGCUAGGCUGAAAAAUAGCAAACCAAAGUCACCCAGGGUGCUGGAAAUGGAUUCUCCCUAGUUCAGCAGUCUUAUCAACUACAUUACACUGGUUGUCUUCCAAGGUAGCAAAAUAUAAGGAAGGCAACCAGUGCAGAAAAGAGGAUAUUGUAAUCUGAAUACACAGGAGAAGUAAUAUAGCAGAUGAGGUGAGAGAUUUUAACAUGGUGAAUUACACUUGAAAGGUAGUUCUUACAGUAUUGGUAGCGGGUAGAAUGAUCAGAUCAGCAAAAACUUUAUUUGAAUGUGUGUUGUGCACUUCAGAUGUUGUGUUUCAUAUAGGGGUCCUUGUGGACUGUUGGUAGUGCCCUUUUUGUUUUUUUAAAUCCAGAUGUAUUACCUACUAGGUGGCAAAAACCCUGGUGGAAUUGGAAUCUUGCACAUGGGCAUCUUUUUCACCAGGUGGUACUAAGCAUCUGACUUAACAAGUUAAUGGUGUCAGAUUUAUGCUGCUAUUUAUUUUAUAGGUUGAUUAAGCUUAUUCAUGCUUAAAAUGCCAUGAAAUACUCUGGCUGCUUUAUACUUCCAUGAUACUGUUACUGGCACUUUCCCUUAACUUAAAUCUUAGUGUUUCCUACUGUGGGUGCUUGAGUCAGUGGCUAGGUUGGACAUGGAGAAGGGAUAGAUGUAUUGCUUCAAGGUCAUCAGGUGAAUCAGGAAGAAUGGUUCAACAUGCUAAUGGGAACUGUGAAUUGGAAAGCAUGCCUUUUCCUAAUAUCUCCAUAAUAUUUGCAGUAUUUGUGGCAAGACUGCCUUAAUGUAAAUUAUCCAGUUUCGAACAACUUUCCUCUUGGCUUUACUUUAUUAGGUAGGCUUGAUUCUGAGUCUGUAUCCCAUUCUUUCUUCAGAAAGCUCAGUGCAGCUUACAUGAUGCUCUUGUACAGUCUCCUAUGCAGUCAUGGGCCAGACUGAGACCUGCUUAAGUUUUUAUUCCCCCUACCCCAAUCUUAAAUGUGUUUAUAGGGUGUCUACAUGAUCUUGUAGUCAGGACCAAAUCGCAGCUAGUAAUUAUAGUUGAGCAUGUUAGCUAAGGAAUGUCCCUGGAUUACUUUCUGCUUGAAGUGGGAUGCUCAAUUGCAGCAAAAUCCUGUGCAUGUGUUACUCAGAAGUGAGCCCCAUUGAGUUCAAAAAACAUCCUUCCUAGUAGCUACUCUUUAGGUAACGUUUGUAAAGUUUAAAAAAAUGCUUGCAGGCAGGGUUUGUGUUUUUUGUUUUAGUUGGGAGAAAGUUGGCUUUUUGUUAUUUCAAGUUGUCAGUGAGGUGCAGAUAACUAACAUAGCUCUAUGAGGGAUGGGUCUAGUAAUUUCUGCACAUUUACCAGGGUUGAAAUAAGAAUACAUGAGAUGAAGCCUUGGGUUCCAAAUAAGUCCUGAUUGCCACUCUGCUUCAUAAAUUCAAAGCUUUCUUGCUUUUUUACCUAUGAAAAUAAAAGUUUGUCCAAGCUAAGAUAUUGCAUGUAUUAUGUAAAGCAUAUCUUGAGAACAUCACACUCACUGUUUCCUAUCAUCUCAAUUAACUGGUUGAAUAUCUAUAUUGCUCUACAUGGGUAUAAAGAUGCUUGACAACACUGACUGACAUAUUCCUGGGGAUAUCAUAGUUGUUUGGGUACUUUCACAACUGAUAGCUGAAACAUGAUAUAUAUGUACCCAAAGACACCCUUAAUUACUAGGAAUGACUGAAAAUGAACACUUCCCAUGAAGUCUUUUUCAUAUCAGCUAGCUGACAGGCAGCCAAGCCACUAUACUGAUAUAAUCUGUGGUGUGUGUGGCCUCGUGCAUAACAUUUCAUAGAUUGGGAUCAGGAUCUGUAGUAGCAGCAGCUGUUAUACUGUACCGUACAUGUGAAAGUUCAGAGAUGUAAGGAACUUUUUCUCCUUCAAUUUCUUACUAUCCUUGUGUGAUCGAAGAGCCUCUGACAGCCUGGAAUAUAUCUCUGUACAGUAUACAGAAUGUAAGAUGUUAGUUACUGUUUCAAUUCAUAUACAUAUGCUUGUGGUGGCUAAGUCAGGUUUGAGUAUUUAAGAAAGCUUUAGGCAUUCAUUAUCAAUAUGGUACCAUGGGCUGGGCUGGGGGUUUUUUUUGUGGGGGGUGUUGCUGUUGUCACUGUUGAGCUCUUGUAGUGAUUUAUGUGGUUCACUUUGGUUGUGUAUUUUAUAAUGCUUUGUUUUACUGUUUGUGACUACUUUUGUAAGGUUGCAUGUGUUUUCACUUUGUAAACCGCCUUGAGCAUUGUUUGAACUGUGGAAAGGUGGCAUUCUUAGGAGAGUGCCAGUCUGGAAGAGUUGCUUGGGCAUAAUUUAACACUGGAAAAUGUUUCUAGAGCAGUGAUUCUUAAACAGGGAGGCUUUUAAAUUUUUACUGAAUGGGUGUUUGGUAGGAGCACCAACCCACACCCAGUCAGUUCAUUAAGCAACGUGAUGCAGGAGCUUAUUUUAUUUGACAGUGCUACUGUAGACUAUUUUUUGUAAGAUAGAAAGCCUGGGGCUAUUUAUUUUACUAGCUUCACUUUUAUCCUACUUUUUGUCUCCAGAACCCAAGGCAACAUUCAUGGGUUACUUGCAGUGUUCAAAAUUUCCCAGGAUGGCGCCUGAUUUGUCCACCAUCUGGAGCUGCAUGCCUGGGGAUCCUUGGAUCUUGCCUGUUAUCACACAUUAGCAACACACCCUGUAGAAUUCUAUCCAUUAUAUUUUAUCUUCCCAAUCAAAAUGAAAUUCAGGAACCAAAAACUCAUAUUGAAAAAUAUGGCUUUUGAGCCAUCCAGCCCGAAAAUAGCCACCAGGUAUUCUGUCUGGCAACUGUAUCCCUGAUUUAAGGGGCUCAUAUAUCUGAGUUUCUAACACUGGUUACUUGCCAGGCUUAGGUCUGCUUAACUUGGAGAAGGAGCUGCAUCAAUGCCACUGCGACUCUGUAUGUCUUUGUAACUAUAUUCCUGAUCUUUGCUUUAAUCUUUGUAACACACACAGAGCUACUCAACUACCUUUACUCCAAUAUUUGAUUUGGCUUUUUUGGAGGGUUCAGGCUAGUUUCUUUUUUUUAUUUUUAGGUUUAGGAAGGCUUGCUUGAUAGAGGAUGAGUGUCCCAUCUCUUAACACUCUUAUCUCAGCCAGCUCUCUCUUUCAUCUUUGUUGAUGCUUAGUUCUGAAAUUCUUAAGAGAGAUAGUGGACUUCCAGAUCACUAUUCACUGCUAUGUUGAGCAGAUUGUUAGUUUAUCCACUGAAAUUAAUAGCAUUACUAACGUAAGUAUUAAAUUCAACGGUCUACUCUGUAAAGCUCAGUUGGAUACUGCCCUAAACUUUGUAGCGAAGGCCUGCAGUUAGGAGCUCAACCACAUGAUAGCCAUAAAGCAUGGAAUAUCAUGAGUAUUUUGUUGUCUGGAGCUGUAGAGAUAGGAUUUUGUUGCAAGAAAGAGGCAUUAUGUAAAGCUGGUGAGAAGAGGACAAAUAUGAGCUAGAUCAAGCUUCCUCAACCUCGGCCCUCUAGGUGUUUUUUGGCCUACAACUCCCAUGAUCCCUAGCUAGCAGGACCAGUGGUCAGUGAUGAUGGGAAUUGAAAGUCUGACAACAUCUGGAGGGCCAAGGUUGAGGAAGCCUGAGCUAGAUGAAAACUAAAAGACUCAAUCCAGACAAGACAGAUGUUCAUCUCCCCAGGUCAGUGGUGGCCAACUUGUUCUGAAGGGGGUUGCAGUCAGCAGGUUUCAGUCUGAGGGUGCUCAUGAUGUAACUUUCCCACUGGAGGCACCUGUAGCAUGUGUCAUCCAGAGUGCCUUUCACUGCCUUAGGCACGUCUGCAGGCUGUGGCCCUAACCUGGAAAGAGACAGCCUUGAUUCAGUUACACAUUUUAUGCUAACUUCCCAUUUAGAGUACAGUGGUACCUCAGGUUACAUACGCUUCAGGUUACAGGCUCCACUAACCCAGAAAUAUUACCUCGGGUUAAGAACUUUGCUUCAGGAUGAGAACAGAAAUAAUGCUCUGGCGGCACGGCAGCAGCAGGAGGCCCCAUUAGCUAAAGUGGUGCUUCAGGUGAAGAACAGUUUCAGGUUAAGAACAGACCUCCAAAACGAAUUAAGUUCUUAACCCGAGGUACCACUGUACUCUGUGUAUAAGGCUACUAAGCAAAGAGAAGGAUUGAGUGGAGAAGGACUGACUUUCUUUCGUCCGGCAACCCUUUUCACACAAAGCCCUUCACUGCAUCUUAAAUCUGGCGAGGAGGCAACUCAGCUGUUCAAAACUUGAAGUAGGUGACGCUUCCAUUUUUAGAUGGAAAACACUUGCUUGUAGGUUAGGAUUGGGGUUAAAGGCAUGCUGGGUUUGCCCAUUCUUGCAUAGAUUAGGGUUGUGUUUUACAGGAAUUGAUUUCUGCCAUCAGUCUUGCUGUGCUACAAAAGCAGUCUGGGAUGCCCACAUGGUGUUGUGAGAUCAGAACUGCUCUUAACACAAAAUAACUGGUGAUUCAUCUUGCGCCUGUUGAUGGGACUAUCAUCCUACCUUGCUUGCAUUCUUGUCUUUGAACAGGAAGGCCGAAUGUAGCGAGGAGAUGGCAUAGUUCCUGCUCAACAAGUACUGCUGUCUUUGGGCGGUUAAAUAUUUAAUGUUCUUUCCUUGUCUUCUCCCAGACCUUAUUGCAGAGUUCACUUUAAUUAUUGCUUAUUAUUUGCUUCGCUAAAUGUUCACAGGGAAAACAAAAGGGUUGUGUCAGUCAGCAGUAGGCAAUGUAAUUCAUUUACCGAUUAAUACCUUGGCUCAUGAAGUACAUUUUUUGUUGAUAUUGUUAGAAACAAAAAGAAAGCAUUCUGGAAGAUCUGCAAGCUUCUAAAAUGCAUGUUUCACCAGUUUCUUCAAAAUGGUUUCUUUACAUUUCUGUAUACAUUAAAUAGACUUUAUUUGAACCCAAUUAUGUGUUAGAUGUCAGAGCUUGUUUCACUGUCCAAAGUAGUUAGUUCCUUUCCCUCUUCACUAAUUAUGCCAACCAGGCCACAAACAUCUGGGCUUCUUUUGGUAGAAGGGAGUGGCAAAAAUCUAAUUAUUACAAUAAUUGAGAUAGGGAACAGGCUUUGUGGUCUGAGGGUGUGGACAUCAGACAACUGUGAAAUGCAGUGUCUGCCAUUUUUUGUAUUCAGCACUAAGAGAAGCAUACCUGUAACAUUGGAAAGUUUAUUUGGAAGCAAUAAUAAUAAUUUUAUUAUUUAUACCCUGCCCACGUGGCCUAAUGUUUUAUUACAGGACUUCUUGAAAAUAUUCCAUGAUUGGACUGUCCAUGCAUUGUUGCUAUAGAAAAAUAAAACAAAAGCCCUUACACUUUAAAGGUUUCCUUUUGAGACAUUCACUGCUUUGUUUACUUGACAACCACACAGGUAAUAAUGUCUCUUGGUGCUCUUUGAACUUCUCAGGAACCAAUCUGGAAUGUCCAGUUCUCCCUUUUGUUGUAGUCUCUGCCCUGUAUUAUUUUCCACAGUCUUUUUUUAUGAAGUAUAAUAAAUGAAGUGUGGUAAAUCAAGAGCCACAGGUGACAUCUAAAGUAGUAUAGUCAGCUCACAACUUAAGUGCAUUUAACUUGUGCGACUUCAGCUUUAUGCACUUGGCUGAAAAAAUGAAAAGGAGGGCAGGUGUCGGGGAGUGUGUGUCAGCAAUCCCACCUGCCAUUGCACUCGCCUUUGGAGAAUAUGCUUUGACUACAUGUGAUUUUGUCUUCAUGCACCAACCCCAGAAUGUAACUCCUGCGUAAGUUGAGAGUCAACUGUAUAGUUAAGCAGUCUGAAUUCAAAAUUGCGUGCUGUGGCCUCUACCUUGGGAUACAAGUUUCAGUGUAAGGGUGUUGGUGAUGGCAUCUAUCUGUCUCAAGGGGCAAUGGAGUGCGUUUCCAGGGGUGAAGUCAAAGUGCUGUGUUAGCAGCACCAAAGUGACCUUCCCAGGAUGCAUGCCUGAGCAGUGUGUAUGGAGGUCCUGGGCUGCCCAGACACCAAGACACAUCGCUGAUGUGGUCCAGAGGAAAGCAGAGCAAAACGUUUGGCGGCAGUUUGACUUCAGGAGUUUCUGGAAGGAGGCAUGCAAGGUGUCAUCCAACCAUCUUAGGGACUCCACUCCAAAUUUGUGUAGGGUUUACUCCAUAGCCUUUUCUUCUCCCAAAUAUAUCCCACAAGGCAGUGGAGGUUUAGGAUCAGCGAUUUUGUUCUCCUAGAUGGGCUACCUUGCCAGGUUGAUGAGCCCCAUCUGCCCCUCACUUUCCACUACAGCACUAGCAGAAACUGCCUUCAUAUGUGCAAGCCCAUUGUUAUAGACAUAUGAUUCAGUUUUUCAGAACCACAUAUUUUUGAUUAUGUAAUAAUUGGGAUGAUGUAAAAGGUUCCUGUUUUUGUUUAUCCUUGUCGAAUAUGUGGUGUCUGUCCUGUGUUGCCAACUGCACAUAACAAAAUGGAUUUCUCUCUCACCCAUUACUGUUGCUACUAAAACAGUCAUGUUUUUAAUUUAGGAUAGUUCCUUCUUAUUGUGCCUGUAUAAGGAUUUUUUCCCAAUGAGUCCAUAUGUGCCUUGGUGAUAACGAUGUUGCUUACAUUUAAAUAAUUUUGCUGUAAUUUGUUUUGUAGCUUCCCUGUAUAGCUUUACCAGAUAAGGCAGUGUUUGUUGCUGAACACCCUGUGAGCUUUUUUCUCUGUGCUAUCAAUAUGUGUGAUUAUUCAUAGAGUAUAAUAGGAUAGGUGCUUGCUCCGAGGGGCUUCCACAACCUGUAAUUCAGCACAGAGAAUACAAGGGAAGGAGAGAAGAGGAGGAAGAGGAAUGUGUGUGUAUUUCAGUUACAUGUAUGUAGGCUUAGUUACAGUACAGGGUGAUGACAAAAAUUGUUUCUUUUUUAUGAGAAGAGACACCGCAUGUGCAGCCUUACCUGAAAAGCUACUAGUGCACAUUUGUGUGUUUAUUAUCUGCCCAUGUUUGUUAGUAGUUUAUUUAGAAUUUCUGAAGUUCCAAAUUCCCAAAGCAGGUAACCAUAUAAUCCACUGAUAGUCUGAAAUGGGGAAAGUUGAGUUGCCUUGCCAGAUUGCAGGGAGCUGAUACUCACUUGCCUCAGGCAGGCAAGCAAGUACAGUAGUUGUUUACAAGCCUAAUAGGGCGUUGUCCAAAAGCAGUACCAAAGUUUGCCCUUGUAAAAAGAUGGAAAAGUCCAGCAAGUUUGGCUUUCUGUUGCAGUCAUCAGAGUUAAAGGAGGCUUUGUAACAGUCACAACUGAAGUGUACAACGAUAGUUGAGCAUAAUCUCCAGGGGAAUAUUUAGGGCAAAGAGUUUGCUAAUAUGUUAUGUACACUUCUCUCCUCUCUCUGUCUCCCACACACACUCAAUUAUGGUAAAGUUUAUUAUUUAUAUUUUGCUCUUCCACAAUGAUUUGUGCCUAAAGUGGCUCAUAAUGCAAAGAUAAAUAAAUAAACAAUGCACGUUAAAAAAACAGAAUUCUUAGGAUGAUAAAAUAAGCACACGCAAACAAAAAGCACAAAUAAAAUGGCACAGCAAACAAAAAGUCCAGCACCAGACUGACUGAAAUCAAAAUUUAAAAGGCCUUGGAAAAAUACCAAGGCUUCCACGUGGAGAAGGGAUUUAAAGCACAUUAGGAAUGGAUGUGAGGGACAAUGAACUUCCCCCAGAAUUACUUAGUUUUCCUUCUCCUUGUGCAGCUUGGAGGAGGAAAGCACAGCCUAGGGCAGAGGUCAGCAAACUUUUUCAGCAGGGGGCCGGUCCACUCUCGCUCAGACUUUGUGGGGGCCGGACUAUAUUUGGGGGGGGGGGAAAUGAAUGAUUUUCACCCGCCCACAAAGAGGCCUGAAGAUGCUUCGCUUUACCUGUCCCAGUUGUCAUCCCAAAAGCUGCAGUUGGGCUUCUCCAGCCAGCCAGGUGCCAUGACGGGUAGGAGGCUGCGUCGGCUGGUGAAGAUAGCAGCAGCAGCCCCAGCGGAGGAGCCGCAGACGGAGGUAGGGGAACCGGGGCGUCACCGGAGCUUUUACCCACCACCAGCUGCUGCUGCUGCUUCCGCUGCUUCCCAAGAGGCACUGCGGAGAAGAAGACUGAGCUGCCCACCAACCUGCAAGUGACCCACCUGAACGCCAUGGGAAGAAUGAAGGAGGCAGGCGGCGACAAAGAAAGUGUGCAAGGAAGUGGUGUGGAAAAGGGGCGCAGAGAAGGAAGGAAGAGCAGACUGGGGGAGGCGGAGGAGGAGCAGGCGGAAAACGCAGCAGCAGCUGGCGUCACACGCCCCCUUCACAGCACCGCCCUGCUGAGGCGGGCAGGCAGGCGAGCCGACCCUUGACAGUGCCCAGCGUGGCACAAGAUUGCUCCGUCCCUGAGGAGAAAAGCGCCGCCGAGGGAGGGAGAGGGAAAGAAUGCGCGUGCUGGCAAUCCACGCGGUGAUCCCCGGACUGUUCGCGGGCCGAAUCUAGAAGGCAGUUGGGCCUGAUCCGGCCCACGGAUCUUAGUUUGCCAACCCAUGGCCUAGGGGGAAGGAUUCGCUUCUGCUAACCACAUUUACCUUAAAUCCCCCCCCCCCCACCACCUCACACACUUUUCAUUAAUUCAACAUGAUGCAAGUUGGGUCAUGUGGGUAUCACAACUACUUCUAUGACGUAAGCAAGGAGGAAAGCCUUUCCAAAAAGUUACAAAUGUGGGAAACAAUGGGUUGCCUGCCUUAGAAAUUUAAUGUUAUUUUAAAAGAAUUUGAGAGCUUUUCAAGGAUUCUUGUAAGGAUUGUGCUUAUUCUAAUGCUGGGUCUCCAUAACAGAAUAAAGUUCUAAAAUGACCUUGAUGGAGUGGAAAACUCAACCCAAACUAACGUGAAAUCCAGCAGAGACAAGUGCAGCAGUUCUGCAUUUUGGGGUAUGGGUAGAAAUCGAAUGCACAGCUAUAGGAUUCAGGAUAACGUGAUCUGGCAAAAGUACAGGUGAAAAAGGUUUUGGAUUUGUAGUUCAUCACUGAAUAUGAGUCAGCAAUGUGAGUUGGCUGCAAAAAAGGCUUAAGUAGUUUUGGUCUGCAUUCUACAGUUUUUAUUUAUUUUUAUCAUGCAGUUGCUAUUGGAAGAAGUACUUAAAUCCAGAACUAGAAAGGUUUAACUAGAACUAGAUAGUUUUGUAUGUUACUAAAUUUAUUUUAUUUAAUUUAUUAUAUUUCUGUGCUGCUUUCCACACACACAAAUCACAAAGUGGCUUACAUACAAUAAAUAACUAUAACAUAGUAGAGCAUCCCAGUUAGAACAUAAAUCAUAUAGAAUAAGUAACAAAUCAUCAGUAAAACAACCACCUUCUAUAAAAGACUAUUAAUAAAACAACUAAAAAAAUAAGCUAAGCAGCACAACCACAACAAGUCAUGUAAGAUUCACAAAGCAUUACUGCACUCAUAAUUCACAAAACAAAAUUAACAUUUACAAUCUUACAACCAAAACCAAACGAAGCACUCUUGAAUUCACUCUCUCUCUCUCUCUCUCUCCUCACCCCAUAACUCAUAAUCUUCUACUCAGUUCAUCAAAAGACACAUACACAUAAUGCCUAUGGCAGCAGCUCUGUUCUGAAGGCUCCUAGGGCCCCAAGGUCCAGGCAGGUGGAAAAACCCGUUGCCUGAUGGCCAGCACAAAAUCUCAUUCUCCGCACAGUUCUUCCUCUGGAAACAGUUCCCUUAUGAAGGCUGGAGGGUGGAGCAAGGCAAGUGGAAAAAGCCACUGCUUGAUGGUCAGCACAAAGUCUCAUUCUCCUCAUCAUAAGCUCGAAGUAAGAUUUUGACCUCUACUCUGGUUUAAUUUUCCUGUUUUCUCUCCAUCUUUUAAAAAAAAUGAUUAAUAUUUACAGUAGUGGUACCUCGGAUUACAUACACUUCAGGUUACAUAUGCUUCAGGUUACAGACUCCGCUAACCCAGAAAUAGUACCUCAGGUUAAGAACUUUGCUUCAGGAUGAGAACAGAAAUCGUGCUCCGGCAGCAGCAGGAGGCCCCAUUAGCUAAAGUGUUGCUUUAGGUUAAGAACAGUUUCAGGUUAAGAACAGACCUCCAGAACGAAUUAAGUGCUUAACCCGAGGUACCACUGUAACUGCACAAGAACAGGAGAUUCCAUGUUUAUAAGUAUAGGCCUGCAUCCAAAGUUUUGCAUGCACAAGCGCAGUUCUUGAGCAGCACCAGUGUGCCAUGUGGUAAACCGCUCUUGAAAACAAGGGGACUCUCAAAAGCAGGUAGUGGCAUGACAUGGGCACCUGCUCUUUAAAGGAAAUGUUAAAUCCCACUGGGCGUGUUCGGCCACUUCACUGUGGCUUAAAGUAGUUCCCUGUCCCUAACGUAUUUUUUGGAUUAGUAAUUCACUGCCAUUUGUGCAAAUGAUAGAGGAUUGCGACAUUUCUAAGCUCGCUCAGUUUACAUUCCUAGUGAUUAUGUAGCAUUAACUCCUUCCUUCUCCCCUGUCUUAUUCUAAGGCAGUGGUUCUCAUGGCCGCAUACUGCUCUUGAAGCAAAAGAGAGACACAAAUUGAAAAGCCAGCUGGUUUUUCUUUCUUACUGCUUUCUCCUAUCUGUGGAUGGUUAGACCUGCAGAGACUUACAAAGAAUGAGGGAGGAAAUGACAAAUGGAUUGCCUAAAUGUCAAACCCAUAGAAGGCCAGGACUUCCCCCUAAGAAUCCUGGGAAGUGUAGAGUUGUUGGGACUCCUCUUUCCGUCGCAGAGCUGCAAUUUUCAGAGAUUCGACAGCAGUCCUUUCUCUCAGAGAAGUCUGGGAACUGUAGUUCUGUGAGGGGAAUAGGGGCUUCCUAACAACACUAAGCGUCCUUGAUAAACUACACUUCCCAGGAUUCUUUAGUGGGGGCCAUGACUGUUAACGUGGUACAAUACUGCUUUGACUGUAUAGUGUAGAUGGGGCCUAGGAUUAUGUUCCCCAGCAGCAGCAAUUUGGAUGCUUCUUUGUGUUCUUGAUAAAGGGGUGGAUGUCAUGACUUCCCCCUUUUGUUACCAGCAUCCGAUCCUCAAGAGGUGAACAUUCUUCCAUCCCCCAUAUAAUUGGCUCCAUGAAAUUGCAAAGGAGGAAGAGUUGAUUCUCUGGAGGAAGCCUGCCCUCUCCUCUGUUCUAAAUGUGGGCCUCCUGAUCAUUAUUUUGUUGUAGCACACCGUGUUAAGACUUGCUGGCUAAAUUGUUUAAACCUUUGGACAGUGAUGUGGGGUGGGCAAAUUUCCAAGGCAAGGAUUUAUUAUCACUAUUGGGGGGGGGAUCAAUGUCAUAAAUAUAUUAGCAUUAUUGAAGAAUAUUAGGCAAGCCUGUCGUUUUCAUAGCUGUAAUGAAUGUUUUCAGGUGAUUGUCCCUAUGCAAGUCAGCAAACUGCAUAUAGUUCUUUGCGUUGCUGAAAUUUAUUGCGCCAAUGGUUUUCAGUACUUUUGUUUGUUUUUCUUAAGCUUGAACAAAAUGAGGGAAGUACAUGAUAAUGUAUUUAGAUUUUUACAAGCACGUAUUCCAGUUCGGUUCUCCUUAAUAGCAUCUUUAUUUUAUUUUAUUUUAAUGAUAUUUAUUAAGAAUUUUAGAAUUACAAAAAAAGGGGGAAAAAAGAGAAAAAACAAAAGAAAAACAAACAACAAUCAAACAAUACAAAUUGAUCAAAAUCAAAAAAUAACACAACACAAUCAAAAGACAAAAAUAAGCCACAAACAUUUAAAAACAAAUCCAAUAUUCUCAAAUCCUUAACUGUCAUUACCUUCUUUCUUUGACCUCCUCACUCCUCCCUUUUUUGUAUCCUAGUUGUUAAUUGUCACAGCAAAUCCUUUCCAUUUUUCAUAAUAUUCUGUCAUUACAUUACCUUAAUCUAUUUUAAUCUUAUCUUACUAUAAAAGACCUUAAAACUUGAAACUUAGAUCUUAUUUAUACCAAUUUCUCAUAACCAUAAUAUUCUUACAUAAUUCUUUAAACAUUUUUGCUAAAGCCAAAUAACUUCGUUCCAACAUUUUUCUGACAUUCAUCACUUUUAUAAAACAAUCAUAAUAAUAAAAAAAAAAUUCUUCCAAUCCAGCGUCUCUUCCUCCUGGUCCCGGGUUUUGUCAGUCCUUUCUAUCCCAUCAAUCUAGCGCAUUAACCUGGUGAUCUUAUGUCCGAGGCCCUUAAGUUUCUUCCAUGUCCCUUCCGCGGCUCUUCUUCAUAUUUAUACCUGUACUUUACUUUGUCUCCUGCUCCUUUCACUCGUGGGAACUCCAACUUGACAGUGUUUUUGACCCUUCUCGACAAAUCAGCCCCUUUUCCAUAGUCCACACUAAACUCCAUGUGGUAUUUAAAAACAUGUUUCAAAGUCCCUCCAGAAUUAAGAGCCCCCACAACCCCAAACAUCUCACGGCCCAUUGCCAGACUUGAAAAGUCCAAACAUCCCUGCAUAGGGGGGUCUAUCCAACCCCCCCUCCUUAAUAGCAUCUUUAAAGCACAUUAAGUGUGCCUUAAUUUGCUUCCUCAAAUAUUUCAGGUGAAAUACUUGUGCUGCAUUGGGGCAUAAAAUUAACGUGGGGAACUUUCAUUAGCUUUGUUUACUAAAUAAAGGUAAAGUAAACAUGCUGAAUUAGAACACUCCCUAGGGUAGAGGUAGCCAAGCGCUUGUCUCCAGCUGUUGUUGGACUCCCAACUUCUAUCAGCCUCAGCCACCAUUGCCAAUGGUAUGGAUAAUGGGAGUUGGAGUCCAGCAACAUCUGGAGGCACUAUGUUGGAUUCCUUGGCUCUAGGGCAGGGUUUCCCAAACUUGGGUCUCCAGCUCUUUUGUUUGUUUGUUUGUUUGUUUGUUUGUUUGUUUACUACAACUCCCAUCAUCCCUAGCUAGCAGGACCCAGUUGUCAGCGAUGGUGGGAAUUGGAGUCCAAAAACAGCUGGAGACCCAAGUUUGGGAAGCCCUGCUCUAGGGCAUUAAAGAGUUUUUUAAAAACCCACUACAGUGGUGCCCCGCAAGACGAAUGCCUCGCAAGACGGAAAACCCGCUAGACGAAAGGGUUUUCCGUUUUUGAGUUGCUUCGCAGGACGAAUUUCCCUAUGGGCUUGCUUCGCAAGACGAAAAUGUCUUGCGAGUCUUGAGAUUUUUUUUUCCGCUUCCCCCCCUUUAUCUAAACCGCUAAGCCUUUAAUAGCCUUUUAGCAGCUAAGCCGAUAAGCCUUUAAUAGCCGCUAAACCGCUAAUAGCGCUAAUCCGUUAAGCCGCUAAUAGGGUUGCUUUGCAAGACGAAAAAACCGCUAGACGAAGACACUCGCGGAAUGGAUUAAUUUCGUCUUGCGAGGCACCACUGUACACAUUACUAUAAUUUAUAUCAAGAUUUUAUUUCCAGAAUUUUUUCCAGUGCAGCAUUUUCCAGAAAACUCACAUCACUACCCUUGGAGGAUAUGUCAUUAGUGCCAGCCGCUUCCCGCACAACUGUACACUCUGUCCAGUGUCAUCUAGCAUUUCUAAUUACUGCCCUGAAGAGGGUAUUGCUGUUGCCUUUGUAUCUUCUGUGUUCUGCUCUGCCUGACCUGCAUUCACCCUUCAUGCCUGUAAUAUUGGCCUUCUGCCAGCAUGGCCUGCUUUGCUCUAUUCUUUUGGAGCCUGCAGCGCAAGCAGAACCAAAAAAGUGGCUGAGAGUCUGGUUCCUGUAGUAGUGUGAGCAGACAGUACGUUUACUUUACAAAUCCACUGGUGUGCUGUAAGCCAGCAUUCUGAAUUACUGCCAAAUGCUAAGCGGGGUGUACAAGCACACAUCUGAUUCCCACCCUACACCAAAAGAGAGAUUUGUUAUUUUAAAUGUGAAAAGUAAGUGAGUACCAAAUAUAACCAUAUUUUGCUGGGCAUUAUGGCUUAUGGAUAGGGACACGGGUGAUGCUGUGGGUUAAACCACUGUGCCGCUUGGGCUUGCCGAUCGAGAGGUCGGCAGUUCGAAUCCCCGCGACGGGGUGAGCUCCCAUUGUUCGGUCCCAGCUCCUGCCAACGUAGCAGUUAGAAAGCACACAGUGCAAGUAGAUAAAUAGGUACCGCUCCGGUGGGAAGGUAAACGGCGUUUCCGUGCGCUGCUCUGGUUUUGCCAGAAGCGGUUUAGUCAUGCUGGCCGCUUGACCUGGAAAACUGCGGACAAACUCUGGCUCCCUCGGCCUGUAAAGCGAGAUGAGCGCCACAACCGCAGAGUCGUUCGCGACUGGACUUAAUUGUCAGAGGUUCCUUUACCUUUACCUAUGGCUUACGGAAAUCUGCUCCCCGAGUUUGGUGCUUUUGUGCAUUUUUGUAUUUUCUUUUUCUCAGUUUGCUGUUUUGGCACUUAGUUUCUUUUAUGUGAAUAUUCUAAUCUGUAUUUGAUCUUGCUCGCUUUAAAUAAUGCAUAAUUUUCAUAGUGAACAUUAACUAAGUUCAAAUGCAUUAAAAUGAAAUUUGAGGGCUUCAGAAGCAUUUCAAAUUCGUAUUUGGAUCAACCAGAUAGUAGGGAAUCUGGGAAACAAACCACCAGAUCUCCCUUCUGCAUGUUUGUCCUAUGUAAUGAUACUUGGAAAAUUACUCCUAACCGCUGUGGUGCUUCAAAGUUCAACAUGUUUGUAAAGUGCUUUGAUUCUGCUUACAACAGGGUCAUUAGAAUCACAACCUCUGGAGUCUGAUUCAUUUGAUGAUACAGGCAAAUAGAUAGCUUUUUGUGUGCUACAUUGCAAAAAAAGAUUGUUUUUAAAUUGGCAAAUUUUAAAGGGCACAUUUGGCAACAGUAAGCCAUGUUUUAGGAUUACGUGAAUGAGCAGCAGUGAGCCUUGGUCUUGGACCCCCACCCAAGCAUGUUCAGAAGGGUUUUUUUAAUUGACCAGAACUCCACAUAAUAUCAAGACUGAUUAGUUUAAUCUAUGGCUAGCAAACUGCUGGCUAACCAGAGUUCCCUGAGUUUGAGUGUUACAGGGAACUUUAGUUCAUUUAAAAGUGGUUGCUUUUGAUGUCCUUGUGGCAUUGCUGGAAGAGGGGAGAGAGAGCACACAAUUUCAAGGCUUUCUGCUGCUUUAAACAAUGGGUUAGCAUUGCAUGCAAAACAGGGCAAAGUGUCCCAAAAACCUCACCGAACAAAUUCUUGUGCAUGUCUCAACACGUGCAAUUUUAAGGAGUUCAGGGAAUAGGAAGGGGGCAAACAGUAGGGUGAAAAGCCUAGAACCCUUUCCUUGUAUCUACUUCAGAUUGGCUGGCUUUUCUGGUUCUUGAGCUUUUAUUGAAGGCAGUUAUCUCUGUAUUUAUAUCAAUGCUGAAUCUCUUAUUUGUUUAAGGGGCAUCAGCAGAAUCUUCACAAGAGGAACAACCGUCACCUUGUGAAGGUAAUAUGCAUGUGUUUGCUGGAAAAUCUAAAGUGGAUCUAAUUAUGUGAUUUAGGAUACAUUGUUAAACUUUUGCUAACAUGCUGUGUUCUAAACACAUGUUUAACCAUGGCAUCUUGAGUUAAUGUCACAUAUUUAACAUUCUGUAUUUGAUUCUCUUUCAACAGGGUCAAAUGCUGCAGUCAGUAUGGAAAUCUCAGAACCAGUUGGUAAGUGCAGUUACGUAAUACAGCUAGAAGUGCUGUUUGAUAGCACUUGACUUGUUUAAUUGAAGAUACUGCUAAUUGAGUCUUUGCUGUUUUAUUGUGACAGAACAUAGUGUAGCCCCUUUGUACCUGUAUUUGAAAAUCUUUCAAGCCAGUGGGCAGAAGGUAGAUGUGAACAUCUACCAAAAGGUCUGGGUGAUUUGAAGUUGGUGUGCAAAGGUUUCUGACUACCACUUGUUAAACGAUAGUCUUGAGAAGGGUUUCUUCCACUUUAAACUGGACUUUUAAAAGCAGUGCAGGUUGAGGAGAGGGAAUGGAACUGAAUUCUUGUGUAAAAUGACCUUGAUCUCAUACAGAAAACAAACUCCUUCUGGGAUCAGCAUGUGGUCAAGCAUUUUCCUUAAUUCCUUAAGUGAAUGGUAUCUAAUGUUUUCAUUCUGCAAACAGAAGAAGCUUCCAUUCACACAAUAACCCCUUCCAUGAGCAUACUCUUCCUUGAAUGAAGCAAGAACUUUGAAUACCACCAAGUGUGUUGUACUCUCCCUCAAGCCACCCUUUUGUCCCUGCCUCUGUUGAAGGAUGGGGAACCUCUGGCACACGAGCCAAUCUUAUGUCUUCCAGAGUGUCUAAUUAGGCCCGUGAGGCCAUUCUUUUAAAGCCUUACCUACCUACCCAACAGAUGCUGUCGAUCCAAUGCCAGCUAGUGGGCAGGGCAGGGGGUUGGUUCUUCACUGACUGUACACCCCAAUUCCACUGCUGUGGAAGAGUGUGCAUAUCCAAACUCUGAGCCGGAUUUAACUCUGCUCAUCAGCUGGUGAACAGGGGUUAAACCCUGCUCGGUUUGACUGUGCGCAUGCAGCCAAAGCUCAGUGCGGGGCUGUUUGCAAAAGCUGAUGAGUUUUCAAACAGCGCAGAGCCCUUUGUUUUGCAAGCAGUCCCAAGCUGCUCUUUAAAGCUUCAAAAACCAAAGAUUCAAAGAGCAGCACAGGUCUGUUUCCAAAAGGGUUUUCAUCCAGUCUCCUGCUGCACUUUGAAGUCCCAACAAUGAGUAGAUUUCAAACACCUGAAAUCUGCCUACCCGUAUUCUUCCCACCUCUAUUGUGGAAUGUCAAGUAAGAGUAUAUUGAUGUCGGGCUUCAAAUUCUCAAAUAGUCUCAUACUUUAGGUAGACUGACCAGUUUUCAUUGGCAAUUUUAACUUGGCUCAGUAGGUAGCACAUGAGGCUCUUAAUCUCAUGUUUGUAAAUUCGAGUCCCAUGUUGGGCAAGAUCCUUGCACUGCAUGGGGUUGGAUUAGAUGACCCUUGUGGUCCCUUCCAUUUCUGUUAUUAUAUUUGAAACACUUUGAACAUGAGGAAGGAAGGGACCAAGUGUUCAGUCAUCCUCAUAAACUGAGUAGUAAUUAAUAAAUAUAGGUAUACAAAAACUGUAUAAUCUCUUCAAAAACUGUAUAAUCUUGAUGUGUUUUGUGUGUGUUCUGCAACUGAAAAUUCUAUUGUCUUAAAAUAGUCUGCUGAUACCUAUGAAUUGUAGCAUGCUUUGAAAAUGACUUGUAACAUCCAGUUUAGAACAAAGCUUUUGGAAAAGAAGCCUCAGCCAGCAGAACAAGAUCAGAAAAGAUGGAACUUGCAGCAGUAGAACUUUUAACUGCUUAGAUGUAACAUACCUGCCUUUGAAGUACCGCUAACCUUUUGUUCUCUCCUAAAAGAAAGCAGAUGAAAAUUUUCCAUUUGUUCAGAUAAACUCUUUGUUAAAUUCCAGUAGAAAACGGAGAAACGGAAAUGUCCCCUGAAGAAUCAUGGGAUCACAAAGAAGAAGCUAUUGAACCUGAGUUAGCAAGUGGACCUUCUGGAGAUGCAGGACCUACCGAGGAAGGCACCCCGGAAAUGAUGGAGGAGGAAGAGGAACUACCAAAACCUAAAUCUAUGAUGGCACCACCAGGUGCUCCCAAAAAAGAACAUGUAAAUGUAGUAUUCAUUGGACAUGUAGGUAAGCUGCUGAUAAGCGCAGGGAGGGUGGGUGCAUUAUAUGUUUUUUAACCUGAUCUUAUUACGGGGACCAUCUUUAAUGCUUUCAGAGUAUACCUUUUUAGAUGCUAAUGUUAGAUUCUAUAUAAAAUUGCAGGUUUGCCUUUCAUACAGAUUGGCAAAAGUUUAAAGAAUAUAGUAAGUUUGCUAGUGACAGUGCAGGCUUAGGCAUGUCUUCUUUGAAGUUCAGUGGGACUUGGUCCCAGAGAAUUUUAUAGGAUGGCAACCUAAUAAUUAUCCUCCUUGGAAGAGUUCAGAAUAGUGUGCAUAGUCAACCCUUCCUUUCUUUCAUGUCUCACCAAAACAAAUAGGUGCAGCAGAGAGUGACUCAUUUACGAUUACUGCUGAGUAGACAUCUGAAGCAUAGGAAGCUGUCAUAAUCUAUUUGUCUGCCUAGCUCAGUAUUAUCUUCUUUGACUGGAAGCAGCUGUUUAGAGCAGGGGUCGGCAACCUAAGGCCCAUGGCACAAGUGGCCCAUGGGGGUCAUUUAACUGGCCCAUGGACCCCUGCCGCCCGCUCGGUCGGCUCCCGUGCGCCACGCUAAACCAUAGCAGAGCGGGGACCGCCUUCCAUGAUGCUGACCGGCUUCCCGUUGGCUACAGGAAGCUCCUGCAGCCAAUGAGAAGCUGCACACGCCUCCUCCAUGCUGGAAGGAGUGCCAGAAAUAGUGUUUGUGCAUGCGUGCACUCCAGCCCACAGUGGCGUCUGCAGGACCAUGAACCGGCCCAAGCCACAAAAACUUUGCCAACCCCUGCUCUAGAGUCUCAGGCAGCAGUGUUUUCAGUGCUUGCUACUGAAUCCUUUCAAGUGGGUGUGUAAGGGUAGGUCUGGUGGUACCUGCUAUGCAGGAAUGCCUCUGGCUAUGCAGGGAACCUUUGGCCCUCCGGAUGUUGUUGAAUUACAACUCCCAUCAUCUCUGGCCAUGCUUGCUGAUGGGAGUUGUAGUUCAGCAACAUUGAGGGCCAAAGUUUUCCGACACUUGCUCUAGCAUAGGCAUUGCCUGUCAAUUAAAUGACUUGGUUGCAGUUACGCAUAAAGCUGAUAACCCUGCAAUUAAAAUGGUUGAUUAAUGCAUAAUGCAACAGGGAGGGGGGAGGAACUGCUAAUUAGAAUUCCUGCUUGCUCAUAUGACGUGGUGUCUGGGCUCUUUCCCCUUAAUAAUAAGUCUCCUUGCAGGGAGAGUAAAAUAAAUAAAACGCUUGUUAAGGACGCUGACAUCUAGAACUAAUGCUGUGGACUUUAAAAAAAAAAAAACAGAAGCAGCAGCAUACAGAGAAUAGAAAAGGGCAUACUUUGCUUCACAUCCUUUCAAAAUCAUUUGCACACUUAGUGUGCCUUCAUAUGUUCAUUACAUCCUCCUUUACUGAACAACUUAACUCUCAAACUGCCCAGUUAAACUCCGUUAUUCGAUCUACUCAUUUUGUUGCUAGUUCAUUUUAUAAAGCAAUGCAUUUUUAGAAAAGGAAAAUUUAUAACAAUGGAAGAUUUUUCUUAGCAUUUCCACAGACAAUUUUUGACCUCGCAACAUUGGUGAUACUAAUAUGAAAGACAAAAGAACAUCAUGAUGGGGAAAUCCAACACUUUAAUGGAAUGAGAGAAGUAGCUUAGGUGGUUGGGGAAAGCUUACUUUGAAAAUCCAUUUUUCUUAAAAAAUUGCUCUCUACAUUUUUUUGGCUAGAUGCUGGCAAAUCAACAAUUGGAGGACAAAUAAUGUAAGCAGCUUAAUUUAUCAAAUCUUUGAAACGUUUGUGCUUGAUUGCUUUUGUUGACGUAGACUUACCUGCAGUGCAGCAUUAGUCUGAAUCUCUUUCCAAUUGUUUUCUUUCUAUUGUGAAGUCUAUUGUAAAUGCCCAUAGACAUUUUCCUAACCUUUCCUGUAGUUCUACAGUUUAGACCAGGAUGGUGAACGUGAGGCCUUCCAGAUGUUACUGGACUCCAUCUCCCAUCAGCCUCAGCCAGCAUGACCAAUAGAGAUGAUGGAAGUUGGAGUCCAGCAACAUCCAGAGAGCCACAGGUUUCCCCAGUCCUGAUACAGAUUACAAAAUUGUCAUAUGCCCAUACUAAAUGCUGUUUCUCAAUGUAAAUGUUUGAUCAAAACCUGCUUCUCAUGCAGCACUGUAGUCCAGGGUUUCCCAGACUUGGGUUUCCAGCUGUUAUUGGACUAUAACUCCCAUUUCUAUCUACUAGAACCAAUGAUCAGGGAUGAUGGGAAUUGUAGUCCCAAAACAGCUUGUCUUAACUAUUUUCUGUGGAUUGGCUAUCUUUAUAUGCUGCUGUGUAUGCCAACGAAGCAGUGAGCUGUAUGGAUGGUUUAUUUACCUUUCUGAUGGUUUAUUUACCACCUCAUUCUGUCUCCUUAAAAAUAAAGCUGCUUUCUGCAGGCAGCUUCUACAUUCUAAACAACAUACAAAUCUAAUUUUUUCUAGGUACUUGACAGGCAUGGUUGAUAAAAGAACACUUGAAAAAUAUGAAAGAGAAGCUAAAGAAAAAAACAGAGAAACCUGGUAUGAAACCCCCUACAUCUUAUGAUGAACAUGCUUUAACCUAUGUGGAUUGUUUUUCCCCUCUCUCUUUGGCAAGAAAUAGAUAAAGUUCCUGGAGAGCAGGUUCUGACUUAGGAGAAUAACCAGCUUAGGGGCUGAGUGAGGAGGAGCCUCUGUUACCUGUCGUAGUUGAUGGGUUGCAGCCAUUGUUAGUCCUACUCAGAGUAACUUUGCUGCAUUUGCAGCACUGAAGUGACGUCUCUAGGGCACAAGUCUGGGCAGUGUAUAUGGAGGUCCUGGCUUGCCCAGACAACAGGACCUCCCCUCUCAGCCUCACUGAUGUGGUCCAAAGGAAAGGAAAGCAAUACAUCAGCACCAGCUUGGCUGCAGGAGUUGCCUGAAGGAAGUGUACAAAAUGCCAUCUAGCUGCCAUCCAGCUUCCUUAGGGACUCCACUCUGGGUUUAUGUAGGGGUUACUUCCUAACCUUUUCUUCUCCUGAAGAUGGCUAGCAGGCAAGUGGGUACACAUUUUCUAGAAAUGCUCUCCUUUACUUCAGUUGCAUGCUAGUACGCUGGGCUUUGAAAGCACACUCAGCUGCCUUGCCCAGUUCUUGUGAGUUCCGGGAAUGUUCAGAUACAUUUUUUGUGUGUGUCUAGAUUGACUCUUGAGAACCAUUGAGCCACACAGUGCUAGUGUGAUCACUCUUUUCCCUCUCCCUGUAGGUACCUCUCCUGGGCCUUGGACACAAACCAGGAAGAAAGAGACAAAGGUAAAACAGUGGAAGUGGGCCGUGCCUAUUUCGAAACGGAGAAGAAACACUUCACAAUUUUAGAUGCUCCAGGGCAUAAGAGCUUUGUCCCAAAUAUGAUUGGUGGUGCUUCUCAAGCUGAUCUAGCUGUGUUGGUAAGAAAUCAUUCAGUCCUUCUCUGGGUUAAGGAGCCCUUGGUAGAUGUUUAGCUGAUGACCUGUUACUGUUUUUUACUGAAGUACGUUUCUUGCAGCUGUAGGGACCUGUUUCAUGGUCUCAUUUUAUUUCAUUUUUUACUUUGUGUAUGCAUCAACUAAGGCAGGGGUCUGGAACCUUUUUCAGCCUGGGGUCACAUGCCAGUGCAGGGGUGGGUGUAGAGGCAAAAUUGAACGGAGCAACAAAUUUAAUUUUUACCUUGGUAUAGUAGAAAACUUUCUGCACUUGUUUGCACACCCAUCUCGAUUCUCCAUCUGGAUGAGAAAGAGCCGUUAGUAGAGUUCAAGAACACCUUCUAACCAUACAAAAACAUUUGGAGUGGAAAGCAGGGACAAUGAAUGGUGAGGCUUGUGUAAAGUUUCGAGGGCCACACAUCAAGGCCUGGAGGGCCACAUUUGGCCCCUGAACCUGAGGUUCCACACCCCCGUUCCUAAGGAAUUAGUAGUUGUAAGAUAAUGGCUUUUUAUAUAAAAAUUGUAGUCUUGAGAUUAUUUGAACAGUUGACUUAAAGGAGCAAUCCUCAACAUAGGUCACCUUGCAAGGCCUAAAAUCUCUGACAGUUCUUAAUUCUAACUGGAGAAGAGCAAGGAAUUGAGCUAUAGCCCUAAUAAUUCAAACAUUGAUGAUUUAUCUCCCUUCCAACUAGGUUAUCUCUGCAAGGAAAGGAGAGUUUGAAACUGGUUUUGAGAAAGGGGGACAAACGAGAGAGCAUGCCAUGUUAGCGAAAACUGCAGGCGUAAAACAUUUAAUAGUUCUUAUUAAUAAAAUGGAUGAUCCAACUGUGAACUGGAGCAAUGAAAGGUGAGUAGAACUCUUGUUAAAUUCUUGUUUUGUUUUUACGUGUUUUAUCUACAGUGUGUAUGUUAUCUUUUUGUAUUAGAAAUGGGAUUGGUCUUCUCCUACCUAAUAUACCCUGGUGUCCUAAAUUCUGGAAACCUAGGUGGAGUUGUUCCAGAGCUACAGGGAAGAUUAAAUGUUGACAUUGGGGUGUAAGAUCACUCCCAUUACAUGACUGAAAUGCAUGCUGCAGAAAUACAGGACUCUUUUUCACACAGGCCCUGUUGACCCAUAACUAAAAUUCCUGCAUGUGGCUUUACUACCUUAGUAUUCAUGUGGCGAUCAGAUCAUCAAACCAUCUUUUAUAUGCCCUCACAGUAGUUAGUUAGAAUGGGGACAGCAAGGACUUCACUGGAAUGGCCCCUAGAAUUUGGAAUAAUCCCUCAAAUUAGACAUGAUGAAGAGCCCAUCUCUGGCUGUUUUCUAUAGCAGCUUAUUUCAGGAGGUCUGCUGAUGGUCAAGGAAGUUCUCAUGCUGUCAUUUUUGCCUUCACAAUAAGUUUAAAUACUGUAUAUUUCCUUGAAUAUUGUAGAAAGGGCUAUAAUAGCUCAUGGCACUCGUCAUUGUCCUCCGUGCGCCAGUAGCGGUUUAGUCAUGCUGGCCACAUGACCCAGAAAGCUGUCUGUGGACAAACACUGGCUCCCUCAGCCUGAAAGUGAGAUGAGUGCCGCAACCCCAUAGCGGACUGGACCAAACUGUCCAGGGGUCCUUUACCUUUUACCUUAAUAGCUCAGGGGUCCUAGAUGUUGUUCCUGUCAUCCCCUUUAAAGGUUCAGGUAGUAAGUAAUGGGGGAAGACCCCUGUCUUUGUCUGAGAGACUGGGCACCUGCUGUCACUGCUGAGCUAGCUGAAUGAAUAGUCUGACCUAGUACAGUGGUACCUCGGGUUACAAACGCUUCAGGUUACAUACGCUUCAGGUUACAGACUCCACUAACCCAGAAAUAGUACCUCGGGUUAAGAACUUUGCUUCAGGAUGAGAACAGAAAUCAUGCUCCGGCAGCAGCAGGAGGCCCCAUUAGCUCAGGUACCUCAGGUUAAGAACAGUUUCAGGUUAAGAAUGGACCUCCGGGACGAAUUAAGUGCUUAACCCGAGGUACCACUGUAUAAGUGAACAAUUGCUAAUUCACAUCUCCCCCUUACAUACUAAGCCUGUGCUUUGCAAAAAACACUGCCAGAUUCACCCAUGUGCAUUCCGACACAGUACAGUCUUACAGGGACUACCACAGUGUCAUUUUCCUCGAUUCCCACAAACCUUUUACCCUGUUUAUACAAGGACUAUCCCUUAUAGAAGAGGAGGGCAAAGAUACCUGCGGAAUUUACAGUAGAUUGGCAAGGAUUUGUGGCUCCCAAUUGCUUAACAAUGACAAAAAGGGACCUUUUGCCUCACUUCCCUUUCCAUUAGCCCACUAUAAUGAAGAAAGGGUAACCAGGAGUGGGCUUUUGUAUGAAAGAACCCUGAGGUCAGUUCAGUUCUGGUGCUGAAAAUGAAUCCUAGGAUCAGAAUGUACAUAGAGACACCCUCUUCUUUCAUUUGGCAUGUGUCUCUUCCAUCUGGCUCUUGCUGGUAGAUUUUCAGAUUCUAAUUCAAAGCAGAUCUAACAAGUCUGCCCACCCCUGCUCUCUGUGGUCUCCAUUCUACAUUGGUGCCUAUGAUUGUUGGCAGAUAAACAGCUCCAUCAAAGUUUCUGGAUAAAGGCAGGUGGUUUUAGAGGUCUGCUAUUUGGGAAAGAUGUUCACUUGAACUUGAUUCAAGCUCAGAUCCAUCAAGAAAGCAUUGCAAGGUGAAAUGUAAAGAGAAACUGGCAGUAUCACACAACUCCUGGCCCCAGUGUCUCACCCUAGCACCUUUGACAUAGCUGUUCCAAGACCAUCCAAAGUCUGUUAAAGUUUUUCUUCUGUUGGGUGAAACUUUCAGGUAUGAGGAAUGUAAAGAGAAAUUGGUGCCAUUCUUGAAGAAAGUUGGCUUCAAUCCGAAAAAAGACAUUCACUUCAUGCCCUGCUCUGGAUUGACUGGAGCAAACCUCAAGGAACAAUCGGACUUCUGUCCUUGGUAUAUGUAUGUAUCUUUAUCUUUAUUUUGUUUAAUGUAAUGCCCUGCUUUUCUGUGGAGAGCUAGUUCCAAAGCAGCAAAUGCAAAAUGCCACAUGUCAUAAAACCCUGUAAUAUCAUAUUUAAGUAGUCUUAAUAAAAAUAGCUGUUACUGACCCACAUAGCAGCAGAGAAUCAAAACAGUUUCACACUUCAGUGCAGCCACCACCAUUAACUGUAAAAGGCCUGCCUGAACAAGCGAGUUUCAAGCACCUGCCUAAACUACACAACUUUCCAAAGACAUCUGCAGGCUGUCCUGUAUCAGGAAGCUUUAAAUGUUUGAUAUCUCACUGUGUUUUUAUAUUAUGUUGGAAGCUGCCCAGAGUGGCUGGCUGGCUGGCUGGGUGGUGGUGGUGGUUGUUAUAUCAUCAUCAUCAUCAUCAUCAUCAUCAUCACCAUCAUUGACGAGGGCAAGCCUGACAGACCUGUUGGUGUCUUUCACAGCACACUUCCAAUCUGGGUCAAGAGGAAACUUUCUGAAACAGGCAGUUUCAGCUUAGGCCCAGGUAGUCGUUCAAAGUGUUGGGGAGAGCAGGCCCAUGGGAAGGUUGCCAUUGGCCAGCCUCAUAGUGAUUGCCUAGAGCUCUGAGGUGGAGAGAGUGCUGCAGGCUACUUAAGAGGCACCCCAGUUUGUGAGCUGAUAUUUGUUUUGUGUGCCUGAAGAAAAGCGAUCAGGCCAGUACUGAUGUGAUCACAAGGCGAGUGGCUGCUCAAAUAGCCCUUCUGCAAAUCCUUUCUGUUAAAAUUUGAUUAUCUGCAGAUUUGAUCCAGGUUAAAACUUAAGCACUGCUGGUAGGUUGGUAGCUUCAAACUAUUUUUGAAGCUACAUUUUCAAAUGAACCAUUAUCAAAGCUAGGCCACCUGUCUGUAUUUUUUGUUGCCUCAGUUAAGAUGGCAAGCGAGAAUUCUUAGUCUUCUAACCUUUGUACAGUUCUUCUUUAUGAUGGUAGGGAAAAUAACUUUAUAUCAGAUUUGGUAGAAUUUAUGCUUAUACAGUGGCUUUAAAAGUUGGUAAUUCAUGAAUGUGAUGCAGGUAUAUUCAUCUCAUGAAGAAUGUUACUGUAUCAGAAGGUAACUGUCUCCAAGAACCAUUAUAGGUCAAAAUCUUAAACAAGACAAAGACAUACCAUGGAUUUGCAUGACAUUAUUUUCCCUCCUCUCUUUUUCAGUGGGCUACCGUUUAUUCCAUAUCUGGAUAACUUGCCAAAUUUCAACAGACCGGUUGAUGGACCAAUCAGGCUGCCAAUUGUUGAUAAAUAUAAGGUACUCAAAUAACAGCUACCUUGAAGAUAUGACACAAUUGCUUUAGUUGCUCAGUUUCUCAUUUAUAGUUGGCUGUGUCUCAUGGCUGCUUCCUUCUUCCCCCCAAAUAUGUUACUCCAAAGCCUGCCAUUGGACUAAAAUGUGCAAAAUGCAAUUGAAUUGUUCUUUUAUUAUCUAGGUACUGUACCUUAACCUGUUUUGGUGACAUAUGACAACUGGGAGUGUUAAGAACAUAGGGCCAUAUUCAGCUGACUCAUUGCGCUAGCACAAAGUUUUCCACUAGCGUGAUAGAACUUCCCCCGUUUACACCCCCAGGCCCUCCUCAGAUCUGGGAGAGAAGCCCUAGAAGAAUGUGCAGGGAGAGGAGAGGAGAGAUAAUUUGCACUUACUAAAUGAUCUCUUUAGUGCAACAUUGAAUACAACUCAUAGUAAUAUUUCAGAACAUUUCCCUGCAGUCAGUGGAAUUAUUAAAACAUGCAACCUAUAGUUCUGAAGCUGAAGACUUUGUUAUUCUGUGACUGAACUGGAGUGUGCAUGCGUGCACCCUUAAUGCACUCUUCUGGUUCCAUUUUCUGUAAAUGUAGUGUCACAGCAAUAUGUGUAAUUUUCUCACAAUGAAAAGAUUGUGAGAUGAACUGAAAUGCAUGUGUCACUUGAUUCAGCAAGCAUUGAGUACUGAGUCCCAUUCACCUGAAUGAGAGAAUUAAGCAGAAUUUUAAACAUUAAACUUUCCCCAUUGGUAUCAGUGGGACUAAAAAUGGCGUAGCUUUGUCUUAAGUGUCUACUGAAAAUUGGACAGCAUCGCUGCCUGAGAGUUGCUUACACAUGGAGUUGGAUACAAAGAUUUUCUUCCUCUAUCAAAGGGAGUCCCCCUUGAAUGAGGGACGGGAGCCUUUGGAAUCCAAUCCAGUGCAUUUAUCUGGCAUCAUAGUUGCAGGACUUUCAUUAGUCUAUGGUAGACUUGAUAAAUUCCACAGCUGAGUUGGUAAUAUGUCAUGCUUACCUGUUUAAAUCCACCAGGUCCUGAAGGUCUCACAAAAACGAGUAACCCAGCUAAAAUUCAGCUAACACCAGCUGAAGUUUAGCAUUCCUAAACCUCAGCCCCAAAUAAAUCUCUCUCCCCUCCCCCAAGGAUUAAGAUUUGUCUUUGCACCCUACCCUAUCCUCAGAGUGUCUGUGUGGCCACCUAACAAGGUGCAGUUGCUGGUGGUAAGGAGGUGCUCUCGUGUGAUCUUAAAUAUAAGGGUGAUAACAUGUAGAUGUGAGCAUACAGUUACCUAGUGGUUACUCCCAAUAUUUUACCCCUUGGGUUUAAUUUAUCUCCAGCAAAAGCUCCUUACUGCUUUGAUUGAAAUUCCUUAGCACCAUGCCAGAUAUUCUCUUUUGUAAAGCGCGGUAGGCUCUAUUUUGCUGAUUUAAAAAACAACCUUUCUUUCCAUGUUGAAGGAUAUGGGCACGGUAGUUCUGGGAAAGCUGGAAUCAGGCUCUAUCUGCAAAGGACAGCAGCUUGUGAUGAUGCCAAACAAGGUACGGCACGUUUUCCUCUUAAGAAGCUUAACUUUCUGGUGUUAAGCCUACAGAAUAAUUCUGAGGUUGAAAAUCGGCAUUCCCCUGUGAGGUUUCUUUUUUGCUCUUGAGAAGGCUUAGCGUGCUUAGGCACUAAUAAGCAGAAAUAUGCACAUGAUCAGCCUAGUUUUAGUUUGAGGAACUCCUGAAACAUGUGCUGCUGGUUUUUUUUAAUUUGCAGUUAGCAGGAUCCUAGUCGGAAAUGCUGUGGUUUACCCUGCCCAGAGUUGGGUUGUUUUAUCUUGCCACCAACGCAGACAAGCUCUUGAGCUGCUUGAAAUAUGCUGUCCUUUAGUGUUGAGUGUAUGCUGUGGCUACUUUUUAUGCAUAGGCUCGCUAAGUUUCAGCUCAAAUAUCUUAUCUGUGCUAGGUAGCCUAAAACAUUUCAGAUUUUCCAUUUUUAAAAAAGGUUGCUUAGAAAAAGUAAAAAACAAGUCAUCCUAAACCACCAAUCUCUUCCGUCUUUAAGGCAGAAAAUUCCACUGUUGCACUUUUCCUGGAAGCUUUCCAGAGCUUGGGUCUCACGCACCCAUGUAAAAUUCAUACCUUGUGGUUCUGAAUUCUGUAUCUGUUGGAGCAACUUUUGAAACCCAGCUUACUCUGCCUUGCAUACUUUAUGUGAACCCUGUUCAUUAUUAACAGACCAAUGGAAAGUUAAAAGCUAUAUGUUAAGAACUCCAAGUCCCUGCUACAAACCAUCAGAUUUAUCUGAUUUUGGCAUGAGUUGGCUCCUUUCAAAACAGGUGUUUCUCAGAAAUACUCCUCCAAGCAAGUUGCCUUGUUUCACAACCCUGUAUUGGUUUCAUGUUGUGUCUGAAACCUGAGCGUGGGGCAUCUGGUUCCAAGAGAUAUAAAUAACCAACACCCAGUUUUCUCUGCUUACCUUCAUGACUCCAGUCAUCAACAAAACAGAGGCUGGGUUUUUUUUGGGGGGGGGGGUAACGUUCAAAAUACAAAUUUUAAAUGUGUUUCUAGACUUACCAAAUAGCAAGAUUAAGUUAAUAGUCAUUGGGUUGGAGAGGCAGAGGGAAGUGAAGUUUCAGCUAAUAGAGGAGCCUUCUGGGAGAGAGGAGAGGAUCCUUUGGUGCGAGGUAUAAAGGGUAGAAGGGAUGCGGGUGGCGCUGUGGGUUAAACCACAGAGCCUAGGACUUGCCGAUCAGAAGGCCGGCAGUUCGAAUCCCCGCGACGGGGUGAGCUCCUGUUGCUCGGUCCCUGCUCCUGCCAACCUAGCAGUUCGAAAGCACGUCAAAGUGCAAGUAGAUAAAUAGGUACCGCUCCGGCGGGAAGGUAAACAGCGUUUCCGUGCGCUGCUCUGGUUCGCCAGAAACGGCUUAGUCAUGCUGGCCACAUGACCCGGAAGCUGUACGCCGGGUCCCUCAGCCAAUAAAGCGAGAUGAGCGCUGCAACCCCAGAGUCGGCCACAACUGGACCUAAUGGUCAGGGGUCCCUUUACCUUUACCUAUAAAGGGUAGAGGAUGAGCAAAGUAGAUGUGUUGGGGAAGCACUGUUUUGUUUAGGGUUUUUUUUGAUUCUGGAUUUGAUAGUUUAGUUUUACCAAGCCCUUCCUUGUAUCCAAUGGAGUUUUCCUCAGAGCAGACCUUUUAAAAUUAAUGGACCUACAUAAAUCAUGUUCAUUAAUUUCAGUGGGUCUUCUGAGUAAAACUAGCAAUGGAUACAGCCUCAUGUAUUUAAAUUAUUGUAAGCAACUUUGGGGGGAGGGAGAAAUGUUGCAAAUUGCUAGUGUGGUCUGGAGCAAGGAAAGGUUUGACUAGCUUGCAAGUGAAGAUGUUUGGAAAGUGGCACCCUGUAUUAUGUGAUUCACUCCCAAAUCACUUUCUUCUGUAACAGUAUUUGGCUUUUUCCUUGCAAAAGGCCAGGGAGAAGAGGAUAUGAUAGUUUUGCCUUAAAUGUUCUGCUGACUGCAAAUAUUUAGUGACUUCCUGGCUAUUGCAUUCAGUUACUUCACCAGUAACUCUGGAGCAGCAGAAUUAAAUCUGCUUGCCUUGAGCAUAAGCAAACAUGAAUGUUCUCUGCAGAAUGCCCAUCAGUUUAUUUGUGUGUGUUCAUCAAUAGGCCGGCAUACUGUGGUGGUUUGUGAUCCCACUAUGUGGGGUUCUGUGUUAGACUUUUUAAAAUAUACUUUUAAUGAAGGAUUUUUAAAUAUAUAUAAAAAUUGAAUAACAGGGCAAUGAAUACAUACUGCAUUAUAGAAAAGGAAACUUUAAAAAGUAUUUUUGUACAAAUGUACAAAUAUAUAAAACUUUUUUUAAAGGGGGGGAGGAGUUAACUACACAAUAUAAAAGCCAGCUCCCCUGCCUCCUGAUCUCCCAGAACGAGAAGAGAUAUGAAGAGGGUGGAGCAAAGACAGAGAAGUCUCAGGUGGCUUGGAAAAAACUGGCAAGGAGUUUGCGAGCUGCAAAUAAAAGGUUUUAAUUGUUUUAAGUGCAACAUACAAUAUGACACUAGAUGGUGAUGCUGAGCCUUAUGGAAAGUUCAAUGUAUUUUUUUAAAAACGCUUUUUUAAAAAGCAUUUUCAGAACGUUUUAUAUAUGUGUGUGGAUUCCUCCUUAGGCAGCUAUGAGAAGGUGGGGACUUUACUGCCUCAUUGGGGCAAGACCUACUGGGAAGAGUUGCUGGGAUCACUAGGCCUGUGCUGUUUUGGUUUAUUUGAAAAACGUUAACUUCACUAACAGUGGGUGUUUUAUUGCCAACCUGCUCCUGAUAACUGUUUUUAUCAAUUCUAAUGUUUAAGUUUAUGUUGCUGUAAAUGACUUAAAUGUUUAUCUGGCUUUUUGCAACCAAGUGUUAUAUAAAUUUUGUUUGAUGAAUAAAUAAAAACGUUUUAAAGCCUUAACGUUGCUUUCUUGAAGCAUAAUGUGGAAGUCCUUGGGAUCCUUUCCGAUGAUGUAGAAACUGAAUCAGUAGCUCCAGGUGAAAAUCUGAAGAUUCGACUGAAAGGAAUUGAAGAGGAGGAGAUCCUCCCAGGGUUUAUACUCUGUGAUCUUAAUAACCUGUGUCAUUCAGGACGCACUUUUGACGCUCAGGUAUGUUUGUUGGAAAACCAUGAUUGAUUUUCAACCGAUAAAUGAAUAAUACUAGAGUUGGUUGAUUCAGAUAUGCAUAUGUUGAGGGUAUAUCAGCAAUUAAAUCUUGUUCAGAAAUCAGUGGUAUCAAUGUGCGAAUUAAAUUGUUAAUUCUUGAUUUGAAAGUCUUCACCUUCUAGAAAAGAAAUUCUGUUUGCUUGCAAGUUAGUUAAUUUUCCUAGCGUAUAUUUCUGCUUGAAGCAAUAUCUUCCUCCAGAGGGAAAGAGAGAUGAGGGAAUUACUACCCAAUAUCCAUAAGAAAUUGGUGUUUUUCUACAUUAUGUUUACUUAGUUAUUCUUAUUGAUUACAGAUAGUGAUAAUUGAGCAUAAAUCCAUCAUCUGCCCAGGUUACAAUGCGGUGCUGCAUAUUCAUACCUGUAUUGAAGAAGUUGAGAUCACAGUGAGUAUUUCUCUCAUCUUCUUUGAUUAAAAGAUACACAGUGGUGGCAAAAGGUUUGAGUGAAGUGUCUAUUAAUUGUGCAAAUGGGGGUUUUUUAUCUCAGUUUUUGCUGUGUAUUUAGUAAUCUCCCACUGCCACCAUUAGAUGGUCUCAGCAUCAUGUUGUUAUGACUUAUGGCUAAAUGCAGUCCAAACUUUUUUCAAAGAGGGCCAGAUUUAAUGAAGUGAAGGGCCGUGAGGGCCGACCAAAGUUGUUAAGCUUUUUUAAGGAUUUUACCCCAGGAAAUAAACUGCCACACAGGCCGAAUUAAACCGACCGGCGGGCCAGAUUAGGCCCCCAGAAUGGACUUUGGGCAUGCCUGAUUUAAUAGCCCAGUGCAUUCAUGUAAUUCAAAAUCAUUAUGUUUUGAAAUAGUAUUUUACUAAGAAUAUUGAAAGUGUGUAUCAGGUGAAGUAACAUAGGGUAAAACUCCUUGUGAAAGGAAUAUAUAGUGGUACAUCCAACUAAGUUAUUCUCUGAGUACACCCAUUAAAAUUAAUGGACCUAAGUUAGCUGUGCUUAUUACCGUAUUUUUCGCUCUAUAAGACGCACCAGACCACAAGACGCACCUCGUUUUUGGAGGAGGAAAACAAGAAAAAAAAAAUUCUGAAUCUCAGAAGCCAGAACAGCAAGUGUGCAGUGAAAGCAGCAAUCCCUCUUGCUGUUCUGGCUUCUGGGAUAGCUGCGCAGCCUGAAUUCGCUCCAUAAGACGCACACACAUUUCCCCUUACUUUUUAGGAAGGAAAAAGUGAGUCUUAUAGAGCAAAAAAUACGGUAAUUUAAGUGGGUCUGCUCUGAAUUGUGCUAGCAUUGGAUACAACCUAUCAUUCUUCCUGUGCUUCAGUUGAGGUGUUGAGCUUCUUUUGAGAGAGGCUUUAUUUCAGGUUAAGGGGGUGGGGAAAAACCAAAUAACAAUGAAACUGUUGUGGUUUUUCCUGCUGGACACCUCAAAAACAGCUAUUAAAGGACCAGGGCUUCUGCUGGAAAAAGAGAGCACAUGUUUUAUAUCUUUUCUCUUUCCUUCUGUAGGCCUUAAUCUGUCUGGUAGACAAAAAAUCAGGAGAGAAAAGCAAGACACGGCCCCGUUUUGUUAAACAAGAUCAAGUAUGUAUUGCCCGUUUAAGGACGGCAGGAACUAUCUGCCUUGAGACAUUCAAAGACUUCCCUCAGAUGGGUCGAUUCACCUUAAGAGAUGAGGGUAAGAGGAUUUGAAAAUGGCUUGGUUUUUUGUUGUUUUUUACUUUGUGUUGCUGAAUCAUAGAAAAUAAAAUUCCAUGCUUUGGAUGUAUCGGCUUUUGCCAGCUUUAAUUCUGGAAGGCACGUAUAUGACAGCCUUCCCCACCCUGGUGCCUUCCAGAUGUUUGGACUACAAGUCCUGUGAGGCUUGGCCAAACAGGCCAGUGGUCAGGAUGCUGAAAGCUGUAAUCCAAAACAUCUGCAGGGGCACCAGGGCGAGGAAGGCUGGAAGAUGAUACAGUGGUACCUCGGGUUAAGUAUUUAAUUCAUUCUGGAGGUCCAUUCUUAACCUGAAACUGUUCUUAACCUGAAGCACCACUUUAGCUAAUGGGGCCUCCUUCUGCUGCUGCGCUGCCGCUGCACGAUUUCUGUUCUCAUCCUGAAGCAAAGUUCUUAACCCGUGGUACUAUUUCUGGGUUAGCGGAGUCUGUAACCUGAAGCGUAUGUAGCCUAAAGCGUAUGUAACUCAAGGCACCACUGUAUCUUAAGCUGCUGACUGUCAUAUAUAAACAGCACUGCAUGUCAGUUGUUGAAAAUCAAUUGAACUUUAGUAAAUAUCCAGAGGAAUGUAAAAAUUGGCAUAGAAUUUAGGGGGAGCAAAUUGGUUUCAGCUGAAAUGCAGAUUCUCUGGUACAAAAAAAAAAAAUCAGAAGCCCUGUAUCCAUUUCCAUUGUUGGGAAGGAAGAUUUUAUUACAGUUCAUUAAGAAGAGCAUAAGCCUCUCUGCAAAAACUAGUGUGUAGAUUGAGGUAGCACUUUCUACAUUUAUAUGCAGUACUAAAUGGUUUGUUUCUGCCAUAGUUUGUUGAACAAACCAGGUUCUGACAAGCAAAAUAACUGUGACUUAUUCCACUUAACAUUGGUUUGAUUUUCUAAAUUUUCUUGCUUUGCUCCUUUAUCGCCACGUGCGUAUAGGGCAAGAUGCAAAAACGAAGGAGGGUUAAGCCCAAGGUCCAGAGGUAACGAGAAAACAUGUUUAAUGCAAGCCAAGAUACAUAAGCCAGCAUCAGAAGCAUGGUUUCAUAUUCUGGUUUGUUGACCACAAACAAACCAUAGUUGGUUGUGACAGGCUUGCAUGUACAAAUAAGCUAACCCCCCCCCCCAGUUCAUUGUUAAGUGCAAACCAGGUUUUGUGUGAAAUCUGUGUGACUGUUUGUUUACUUGGAAGGUUUUUUAAAGGUUCACACAUGUAUGUCUCCUAACAAACCAUUUCUGUGUUUUGUUUAGGUAAGACCAUUGCAAUUGGAAAAGUUCUGAAAUUGGUUCCAGAGAAGGAUUAAGCAUUGUUUUUGACAAGCCUGCACAAAUACUGUGAGGGGAAAAAAUUGACUCUGCAAAAGCCUACUUCACAUCGCCUUCUUAUUUUCUUCCCAUUGAUAACCUUCUCCCUAUAUUUGCAAAGAUGAGAUUUCACAGCAAAGGUCCACAUUAUGUCAGCUUUCUCAUAUUGAGAGCUCUGCUAUGCCACUGUUGAAUUCCCCCCCAAAGUUUUUUUUUCCUCCCCCUUCCUCCUAAAUUCUGCUUCCUUGGAAAGAUUUGGCAAUAGCUUUGUAAGUGAUGUGGACAUAAUUGCCUAGAAUUAUGAAAAAUCUAUAGGAUUUAUGUUUAUUUCCCCUCUCCCAGCAUAUUGAAACAUUUUUCAAGGCAGAUCAUUAAGAGUGUGCAAGCGUGUGUGCACAUGUUACAAAGACAAUUACCAUGUUAAUAAACUAUUCAAUUUGAAAUCUUUUUUCAGUAUCUUAAUUGCUUUUGAAUAAUGUUUUUAUCCAGAUGUAACACCUGUUGCAUUAGCUUUUAACCUGCCAAGUAAUCUGAAUAUUCAAUUACUUAGGCUUUUCUGAAACCCAACUCUUUCCCUUUGCCGCCUCCCGGACGAAGUUAUAAAUGAAGCAAUUAGACAAUUGACAAAAUUUGUACUAAAGAAACUUUCUUUCUCCCUUUCCUUAUGGUGGAUUUAAAAAAAUUAAAUAUGUUCAUGCAAGUAUGGUACUAUUUAAUUAGUGUUGCAUCACUUUAUCUACAAACAAACUUAACUUGAUUUUUUUAAGGCACUGGGGUGAGCUAGAUCUACCUACAGUGCCCUGAAUUAUACCAUCAAAUCCUUUCUGGCAGAAAAUGCUAACCAAUAAAAUUAGCAGGACUGUUACGUGACAUCUCUGGCAAUAAUGCUGGUACAUGAUGUUUGGUCUAAAAACUAAGCACAGGUACCAGUUUAUGAUAAAGUUGCGCUGUUCAUUCUACCUUUUAACUUGGAAGAUGGGAGAAUCUUUGGUUGCUGGGUUUUGUUUUGUUUUUUAAAAAAAGAGAUUUGAAGCAAACCAAAUAGGCCAUAGAGGAGUGGUAGGUGUUCACUCAACUGGCAGCGGCUGAAUGAUGGCUCAUUCAGCAAGUGCCACUUAUUUAAUCCAGAAGGUUUGUUUGCUCAUUAAAAUUGAGAGUAGAAUCAAGCACAGUCUAUAAAUUUCUGCAUAUCAAAGCAAUUUGAGUUAAGGGAAAGCAAAAGUGAAUAAAAGGAUUUGUGGUUGGCAGUUCAAAGGAACAGGGGUUGUAAACUUUAUACUUGGCUGAAUGUUGGUCUGUACCAUUGCUAUAAAGAAUUAGGGAAAGAGUUGAAAGGGAGGUGCAAUGAUAUUCAAAGUGUUUAAUGGCAAAUCUCCAUUAUUAGGUUCAUAUAAGAAGGCUGACUUCCAAUAUUGUUCAAAGUGCUUCUCCAAUUAAAUCCUUUGCAGUGUAUGUUCAAAUAGUAAUGUGCCCUUUCCCCUAAAGUUUACAGUCAUGUGACUGUUUCAUUUUACACAAUUCUAAAUUUAAAAUGUUUGCCCUUUUUUGUUUCUUUGUAACUGUGGAACCUCCCAUCCAUUUCACUUGAGGCUACAUUGUAUGGACGAAGCAAAGUUUAUUGUCCUUCAAUUUCAUAUGACUACACUUGUAGCUACCGUAAUGCAUGAAAUUUAAAUAAAUUUUAUUAUGUCUGCAAAUUUCUGGGCUUUUAUUUUUCUGGGAAUCUGAAAGCUUUUAAAGUCAAUAACUUUUAAAACAAAGCUAAAGAAUUCAGAUAAAGCUGAAAAAUUCAGAAAUAAUCCAGAUUUUCCUUUUUCUUACUUUAUAAUGUAAGCUGAAGGAACAGUCUUUGAAAGAUUUGCCUGAGGUGAUGAGCUUACCAUUUUCAGGUGUUAAGUUGUGCUGUGUUUGCGUCUCAAGCUCCGCCUCUUUCCUUUGAGACGAUUGCUAGUGAAUAAUGUACUUGGUGAAGGGUUUUUUUCUUCCUGACAUAGCAAAUGACAAUUCUUGGAGGCAGAGAUGCAGCUAAAGAAGCUAGUAGUCGUUGAAUGCAGUCAUUCUUUAGAGCAAAAGUUGCACUUGAGGACAGGGGCAGACUUUGGUCUUUCAAAUUUCAGUGACACCCUGUGCGAAAAUUCAGCCCCCUCUCGCCUUCCAUUCUGCAUGUGCUUUAUAUCAUACUUGCAGCACACCCCUUGGCUCAGUGAUCAGUGUGGGUGAAUCAGUUACAUUGCCCUAAAUGUGCGUUUGCUGAGGAACUGCAGAACUUAAGAAUAGGAAUGCUAACUGAAGUUGUCAUAUGGCAUAUGGAAUUCAGUUAUAUUUGCAGUGCUGAAUGCACUCAUUCCAGGGUUAAAUAUAAUUGAAAUGGAAAGGACUUGAUUCAAGAAAACGGGGGCUUGGGUGUUAAUGUGUGUUACCACUGCAUUCAGAACCUAAGGCUUUAAAGUCCCAAAGAGUUCUCCAGUUACGUGAUUUAGAUUGCAAGUUUCUCUUCAUUGUAUUAAAUCAAGCUUAGUAAGUGUAAAGCAACCUCUUGGGUAGUUCUGAGGAAUCAUGCUGAACUUCAGGUAUUGCUGAACUACAACUCCCAUCAGCCUCAGCAAGCCUGGCCAAUGUCCAGCGUUGAUGGGAUUUAACAAUGUCUGGAGGGUCAGAGGUCCCCCACACCAGUUACACACAAGUUCUACCCUGCCCAUUGAACUGAAUGGAGGCACCUUAAUUGGUAAGGGAGCUUCCUACAUGCACCAGAGCUCAUGUGAGGCAUCACUAAACCAAGGUGUGUGCCUCAGGAGCUGUGAAAGCAUUAAGACUGAAGGAUAGUGAUAGUAUCCUAAGUCAAUUAAGUAAAUUCUGGAGGCUCCAUCUUUUCUCCCCAAGAUAGAAAGGUUACAAUUUAAACCCUCUGGUUUACUCAUUCCACACAAAUUUAUAUACAGGAUAUAAAUUCCUGCUUGGAUAGCUUCGUUGGUUAGAGCACGGUGCUAAUAAUGCCAAGGUUGCAGGUACAAUUCCUGUAUAGGACAGCUGCAUAUUCCUGCAUUGCAGGGGGUUGGCCUAGAUGAUCCUUGGGGUCCCUUCCAACUCUACAAUUUUAUGAAUGUUCUAUGAAUGAAUGUUUCUAAGUCAAGUCAAGAAGUUCCUGUUAAACAGUUUGCAGCUGUGCUACGACCACAUCUUGCCACUAAUCAUGUUAAAACCCUUCAUCAAUGUUUGUGGCUGUUUUGUAUUUUUCUUCUAGGGGGAAAAAUAGAAACCCUGGCUAGACUUGAGGAGAAAGCUUGAAAAUGUGAGAUUGGAAAGGAUUGACUGUGUUAAUAGCCAUGACUUAAAACUAUUAUUUCAAACUCUGCUGAUGAUAAAUGACUUUGGAGUGUGUUCUUGAAUCUGAAAGCUUAGUAAUGUAAGCAGUGAUUAAACGCAAAACUGGAAUGUGCCAUAAAAGCCUCCUGAUUAAUAUUCUGUAAUGGGUGAGGAUCCUCUUGGGCAACCCAUGUUGGCCUCAUGCCAGUGGCAGGUGGAGCAAUGAAUGCAAAUUUUACUUUCGUACAGUAAGCUGGUUUCUAAAUGCACCCUGUAUAAGCAAGCGGGAGUCACUAUAAGGACAUUCCAGCUAGGAAGAAAACACCCAAGGGGUGUGUUAAGCAGAGUUAGGGGCGGGGGCUGCAUUCACCCCCAGAGCUUGUGGUUCCUGGCCCUCUACUACCUACAAAUUGGAAACACUGCUGCAUUUCCUGCACGCAGUUGAACAACCCCAGUCCUUGCAAUGAAUGAAAAUGGCAUGAAGGUUGCCUUCUGUCAAUGACAAGUGCCAAUCCGAGGUCUCUGAUGCAAAAACUGGGGGUUUUUAUUGAUUCAAAUCUUACAUCCGUUGUCUUUUAUGUGUCGCAGAAGAUGUCAUUUGAGAAGUCUACCCAUCCAGUGUCAAUCAUUUUUGCUGGAAUCAUAAAACAUCUCUCACAUUUUCCAGUCUUAUUUCUCCCCUUACCUUCCAUGUCAAACAACCUGAAUAAGCUGUGGUCCAAUAAAGAAUACUAAAAACCUG